Molecule: messenger RNA, 2700 nt
Organism: Saccoglossus kowalevskii
Lineage: Eukaryota; Metazoa; Hemichordata; Enteropneusta; Harrimaniidae
Biological process (GO): regulation of transcription by RNA polymerase II
Molecular function (GO): DNA-binding transcription factor activity, RNA polymerase II-specific; RNA polymerase II cis-regulatory region sequence-specific DNA binding
Source: RefSeq, a predicted model, not a curated record
AUGAGCAGCCAUUGGUUGAUUGGUGGCAUGAGACCUUACCGGGAGGAUAACACAGUUUAUCGUCAUCACUGGGUUGUUGAUAAACAAAAUGGUAAUGAGAAAAUGGUAAAAGAAGAACCAUCUGAGGACUCCAAAGGAGUGAUGAUAGUUGAGACAGAAAACGGUGAUACAGUAGUGGUCAAAAAUCAUGGUAACCAUGCCAAUGGUACAGAUGGUAAUAUGAGAAGUUAUAAUGAAAAUUAUGACCAACAAGACAAUGAAGUCAGAAUGAUUCAUGAAGAGGAGGACAAUAGCAUUGUUAUUGAUGAUGACCUAACAGAGUCUUCUCAUCCCACUGCAGAGUCGCAGAAAGGUGAUGCUGGUAGUUUGGGAUACAGAUGUACUGUCUGUGGAAGAAAAUUCUCAGUUUUUGAGGUGUACGUUGAACAUGAGCGUAGCCAUGCAAAUGAGGGCGAGAGACCCUUUAUAUGUGAUGUCUGUAAUUUGUCUUUCAAGUCUACAGGGAGUUUGGUUGCACAUAAAAGAAUUCACACAGGUGAAAAACCAUUUCAGUGCAAUUAUUGUUGGAAAACGUUUCGACAGAGCGCAACAAGGAAUCGACAUAUUAAAGCCAUGCAUGCCGAAGAAAGACGGAAAAGUCAAAAAGAAACAAUGGAUAAGAUAUCGCAGAUACUUUCCCAACAAGUUGUCCAGUAUCCACAUCCUGGACAGAAUGAUAGAUUGUCUCAUCAACCGGAAGUAAUGACACCAGUCAUGGAACACCACUCUGUUAUCCAUCCAACAAUGUCAACAUUUUCAUCACAGCCUGUUUUUCCUGGAAUGACACCGUUAAGGGUUGAUGUGCCAAGAACAAUCGCUACCUCUGCCCCUGCAUACAGAUCUCCCAUCCCACAAGAACACCACCAUGUCUCGUAUCCAUCGCAGCACCACAUUACUACUGACACUCAUAUACAUAAUCGCGUCCUGGUUGCACCUAAUUCACGAAAUACUGAAAAUGAUCAGUGGCAACAGUCCAUCUCAUCAAAAGGUACUUCAAGUGAAAGUAGCACUCCUGUAAACCAUCCUGAAACACCACGGCAAUUUAAUUUCUCACCACCAAGUGUUACACAACAUUCAACACCAAAAAAUGCUGUCCCAAAUAAGAACCCAGAAGUGGGACAAAAAUCCCCUUCCAGAUUGUCACGGCCGAUAACGUCUUCUAAAUCAACUAGUCCACCAGAGAUUAACCAAGGAAACCACACUGUAGCUGUCACAAAAGAGUCUGCAAUCACUAGAGAAACAGAGAUUGCACCAACAUCCAUAAAGGAGAGGCCUGUACCCAAAAAUCAUUCAUGUGCUCACUGUGGGAAGCAUUUUGUUGGGAAAGCAGCGUUAAAAAUUCAUAAAUUAGUCAAGCACCUGGGUGAGAAACCAUUUGCUUGUGAAAUGUGUAAUCAGCGAUUUGUAUCUGCAAGUGCUCUAAUUACCCAUAGACGAAGACAUACUGGUGAAAAACCAUACAAGUGUAAUAUUUGUGGACGUCUAUUUCGACAUAGCUCUACCAUGAAAAGACAUAAACUUCUAAGACAUAAUGUGUUCAGAAGGCCAUUUGAAUGCUCCGAAUGCGGUAAGGCAUUUAAAGUGAUGGGACAUUUGGUGAUGCAUAAACGAAUUCACAGUGGUGAAAAACCAUUCAAAUGUCCAGACUGUGGUAAAGCAUUCAGACAGAAAGGAACAAUGUCCAGACAUGCCAAGCUGCACAAAAAUUUUGAAAUGAUGAACAAUUCUCAAUUGAAUGAAUCUGGAGAUGUUGGUGAUGAUGUACCUCAAGCUGGACCAUCCAGACUGGGUUUGUACCAGGAAAUACAGCAUGAUGAAUCAAUUCCAGCAGAGUUUAGACAAAUGCAAAACUACAUUGAUGAAGAGUUUGAAGAUGAAGAAGAAGAUGAAGAGGAAGAAGAAGAGGAAGAUGAAGAAGACAUAGAGGAUGUUGAAGAUGAUGAUGAUGAGGAAGAAGAGGAGGAAAGCAUGGUUGCUGUGUCACCCUUAGUGAUGGAUCGAACAGUGAAAACAAGUAUUAUGCAGCCAUUGAGAAAUAGAAAAGCAAAGCUGAAUGUAAAUACAAACAUUCAUAGCAGAUGGUCAUGCAACAUUUGUGGCAAAGUGUUUGGAAACCACUGGAGACUAGAAAGGCAUAAAAUGAGUCACUCAAAUGCGAGGCCAUUCCCUUGUGAAUAUUGUAACAAGUCUUUUCAAUUCCAGUCUCAUCUGGUAGCACACAGACGAAUACAUACUGGUGAGAAGCCUUUUCAGUGUAACUUGUGUGGGAAAGCUUUUAGGCAGAGUGCCACAAUGCAUCGACAUAGGAAGUUACACUUCAUGAAAUUUAUGCCCACCUUAGGGCUGCAGUCAAAAAAUGUGGAACAUUUAUUGACUUACCUAGAGGGUCGAAUUCCAGGAAUAGAGAGCUCUGUUCUAGGAGCAACAACAGCUGCUACGACAACCUCACAAUCAAGCAUGACAUCAUCUCAAAUGAACUUAUCACAUGCAAGUGACUCCACUUCAGCAGUGAAGCAGAAUACAGCUUCUCAUCCUAGUACAUCAGCUAUGAAUUCAGAAACAGGAGUAUCUAUUCAUGUCGACACUGAGAGCAGUAUGCAUUCAUCCAGACCUACAACACGAGAAGAGGAUGAAAUGGGUGAUGGGAAGGAAGAGAAUGAG